AGCUGCAGCACCAGCUUUAGACCUUCUCCUGUGAGAACAGCUGGAAAACAGAUCUAACUGGUCACAGGAGCCAAGAAAGAUUCUGUAGACGUCUGGAGAGUCUGAGUGACUGUAGAGCUUCACUACCAGUAAAAUGAAGGCUGUGCUCGUUCUGCUGGGUGUCCUCCUGCCUCUGAUCAGCUCUGGUCAAAGUGGUUUGACUGACCAGGGGCUGUUUUUCCCAAAACCGUCAGCCAAUUCCUUUGUAAAGCUCACCCCCCAGAAGCCCCUGAAUUUAGGGGCCUUUACUCUGUGUAUGCGUCUGUCUGUGGAUCCAAAUGUAGUUUCCAAAGAGAACCGUGACACCAUCCUCUUCGCUUAUCGCACCCAAAAAGUUGAUGAGCUUAACGUGUGGCAGGAGAAGGGCAAAAUCUCCCUCUGCCUGCAAACCAGCUCAGAUUGUGCUUUCUAUUCCGUCCCACUUCUCUCCAUCUUCCGCACAAACCUGUGUGUCACCUGGGAAUCCAGCACGGGUCUGACUGCAUUCUGGGUGGGCGGCCGCCGCAGCACUCUGCAGGUGUACAGGAAAAACCACAAGGUCCAGUCUGGUGGUGCUGUUAUUCUGGGUCAGGAUCCGGACUCUUUCUUAGGUAGCUUUGAGGAAAAGCAGAGUUUUGUAGGUGAGAUUACAGACGUGAACAUGUGGGAUUAUGUGCUGAAGGGUGAUCAGAUUAGGAACUUCAAUGAUAAAGUGUGGUUGGGACCAGAACCGAAUGUGCUUAACUGGAAUGUUCUAAAGCAUGACCUGAAUGGGAAUGUCCUUGUAGUGCCAGAAAAGUACAAAUAAUAUGUAAGACUCUUAUCUCUGUAAUAAGGUCCUGUAAACAAGUAGUGGGCCAUGCUUUCUGCAAUAGUGCUGUAAUCAGGCAUGUACCCGUAUAUAUACAUUCAUAAAAAUCAUGAUAAUUAUCCUGCAUUUAAGCAAAGUUUAUGAUAUCACAAUAUUGUUAAAAAAUCAAAAUAAAAACACUGUAUGGAUAAACAAA
Messenger RNA from Colossoma macropomum (tambaqui), 1025 nucleotides. Its product is annotated as pentraxin fusion protein-like. The transcript is spliced from 3 exons. Bases 134 to 826 code for a protein of 230 amino acids. Lineage: Eukaryota; Metazoa; Chordata; Actinopteri; Characiformes; Serrasalmidae. The record is from RefSeq and is a predicted model, not a curated record.